Molecule: messenger RNA, 3884 nt
Organism: Archocentrus centrarchus (flier cichlid)
Lineage: Eukaryota; Metazoa; Chordata; Actinopteri; Cichliformes; Cichlidae
Gene: gabrb3
Product: gamma-aminobutyric acid type A receptor subunit beta3
Exons: 11
Coding region: 1-1563 (520 amino acids)
Biological process (GO): monoatomic ion transmembrane transport
Cellular component (GO): membrane
Molecular function (GO): extracellular ligand-gated monoatomic ion channel activity; GABA-A receptor activity
Source: RefSeq, a predicted model, not a curated record
AUGCAGUUGUGGUGGAUUUUACUGUUUGGUUUUUGGAGUGUCUGUGGAGAACUGCCAUUCAUAGCAGAGAACAACGCAGCUAUGUUGGUCAACUGGAAUGCUGUUGAUGGAAACAAAAAGCUGUAUGCCAUCUAUGAUACAAGCGUCAACGAACCGGGGAACAUGUCUUUCGUUAAAGAGACUGUGGAUAAACUGUUGAAAGGAUAUGAUAUCCGACUUCGGCCAGACUUUGGAGGUCCACCGGUUGCUGUCGGCAUGAGUAUAGACGUGGCAAGUAUAGACAUGGUGUCAGAAGUCAAUAUGGACUACACACUGACUAUGUACUUCCAGCAGUAUUGGAGAGAUAAGAGGCUGGCCUAUGCAGGGAUCCCUCUCAACCUGACACUAGACAACAGAGUAGCAGAUCAGCUCUGGGUCCCAGACACCUACUUUCUCAAUGACAAGAAGUCCUUUGUGCACGGUGUCACAGUAAAGAACCGAAUGAUUCGUCUUCACCCGGAUGGCACUGUUCUCUACGGCCUCAGAAUCACGACGACAGCAGCCUGCAUGAUGGAUCUGAGGCGAUACCCGCUGGACGAACAGAACUGCACUCUGGAAAUUGAGAGUUAUGGUUACACAACAGAUGAUAUCGAGUUUUACUGGAAAGGAGGAGAAACUGCUGUGACCGGGGUGACACGCAUCGAGCUCCCUCAGUUCUCCAUAGUUGACUACAAACUGGUCUCCAGGAAUGUCGUCUUCUCCACAGGUGCCUACCCUCGACUGUCUCUGAGCUUCAAGCUGAAGCGAAACAUCGGAUACUUCAUCCUGCAGACGUACAUGCCCUCCAUCCUCAUCACCAUCUUGUCCUGGGUGUCGUUCUGGAUAAAUUAUGACGCCUCAGCUGCCAGAGUUGCAUUAGGGAUCACCACUGUGCUGACAAUGACAACCAUCAACACCCAUCUGAGGGAGACGCUGCCCAAAAUCCCCUACGUCAAAGCCAUAGACAUGUACCUGAUGGGCUGCUUUGUGUUUGUCUUCCUGGCUCUGUUGGAAUAUGCCUUUGUCAACUACAUCUUCUUUGGACGAGGGCCUCAGAUGCAGAAAAAACUGGCCGAAAGGGCACAGAAGGCCAAUAAUGACCGCAGUAAAUUUGACAGGCCCAAGUCCAUUCUGGAAGGAGGCAAUUGCAAGUCUUCAUCUCUUAAACUGUCCAAUCAGGUACAAGGGCGUCGUCACUCACGACGGGUCGACUCCCAGGGAAACAUUUUGCUGACAACCUUGGAGAUCCACAACGAGGUGGGAGGAAACGAGAUAACAACCACUGUGAGCGAGACCCACAACUCCUCCUCCAUGGUGUUCGACAACUCAGCGAUCCAGUACAGGAAGACGAGCGGGUCGAGCCGCCCCAGCCUGGACAGGAACGCACAUCUUAAGAAAACCCGUCUACGAAGACGAUCCUCGCAGCUCAAAAUCAAAAUCCCAGACCUCACUGAUGUGAACGCCAUCGACAGAUGGUCACGGAUUAUAUUCCCGUCCGCCUUCUCCCUCUUCAACCUCAUCUACUGGCUUUAUUAUGUUCAUUAAUGCACUGUGUUUUUUUAAGCCCAUGUCAUUCUAGUUUAUGACUGAAAGAAAACUUUAUGUGGUAACAUCCUGAACAUUUUUUUAACAUGACGAGUGCGGUGAGAGCUUUCACUCAGACCAUGCACAGCCACAAGGAUUUACCUACACGUCUUACAGACACUUGCAUGUGCAGUCAGCUCCUCUCUGCGAUCACCUGGGACUCUGUAUCACAGGGGCUGAAACACAGACUCUCUGCAGCGCUGCAUCUCAACAAGAUGAUUUAGGUUGCUUAAAAUGAGUUACUGCAACCUUUCCCCAUAAUUUCAGUAUAACAUGGUCACACAAUAAAUUUAAUUGAUAAAGGUUUGUAGACCUAUGACAGCACGAGCCUUCCUUAUAUCUGCACAUGGACAAAGAAGGACCAGGGAUCCUCAAAUCCAGGCCUCGAGGGCCGGUGUCCUGCAACUUUUCGAUGUGUCUCUGCUUCAACACACCUGAGUCAACUAUAGAAGUCAUUAGCAGGACUUGACUGCAUACUGAGGAGGUAAUUCAGCCAUUUGAUUCAGGUGUGUUGAAUCAGGGACACGUCUAAAAGCUGCUUGACACCGGCCCUCGAGGCCUGGAUUUGAGGAUCCCUGACCUGUACGAUCCCACACACCCAGACUUUACCCAGGCUGGAAAUGAUUUACUAUGAAAUCAGCCAUAAAGGAAUAGUUGUGAUAUUUUGGGAAUUUUGCUCAUUUACUUUCUUGCUAAGACUAAAGAAUGAUCCUACCAGGGUCUGGGGGAUUAAUCGAAUUUUAUUUUGAAUUCCUAUUUGGCUUCCAGCUUUUAUUGCAAUGAUGUAGUCAAGAUAAAAUAACAUAAAACAAUAGGGUGGCAUUUGGUUUGGUUUUGUUUCAUGAUGCUUUUUCUUUUUCCUGUUUUAUACAUGCAACAUCGAGCCCUUUUCCUUACAGCUCUGCUCUUUUGUUCCCCCAAAACUCACUGACUGUUUAGGCCCAGUAGAGUCAAGAUGAUAGAAAUAGUCUUUGGUCAACAAGCUCCAGAGUGAGUUGUGCCGAGGUUACCGGGAGCUGGACCGUGUGUCGUUGUCUCAGUGGCUAUUGUGCCGUGUCCCAACAUUCCCUGGACUAUUUGUCUCAGUUCAAAGAGUAUUUAAAUCUCAUGGAAAUCCACAGUUUAAAAGAUAAGAUUUCUUUUUAAGUUCAGUAAAUGCUUACUUAUGCUACUGACUGAAAUGAUGAUUAGGAUUUUCGCUAUAAUCAAAUAGUUCUAACGCUGUGCUCAUUUCUGUCCUCUAACCCUCUGAAGUCCUCAAUGAUGAUGGAAAAUAACUGACAUGUUACCCUAUUAUAUUAAAAUAGAUUUUUGUCUUUGCACUGGGGAACAAAAAUGACCAUCCUGACACAUAUGAUUGUGCAAAAGUAGAGUUACCACAUGUUGACCUCAGAAAGUUAAAUAUGAAGGCAACAUCCUCGACUUUGCUUAGCAACAAGAAUAUAACAAGAAUGUAAGCAGAAGAACAAAAUCCUGCUGGUUUGCUGACUGUUCUGCACUUCUGCUUGGAGGUCCUGUGCCCGUGCGCUGUGCGGUCAAAACAUAAAGAGUGUUUACAGAAUCCAGUUUUAAAUAACAGGAAUGGAAUCAGUGACAAAAUAAAAAUAAAAAAAUCUUCAUUUUCUCAUUUACUGCAGUAAAUUAAAGUCUGCUUAAAGGGUCGUAUCACUGCAACCACUGUAUCAAAAUGGUCAUUUUUACAUUUUUGUGUGCACAAAUUGCUAGCAGUUUCUCAUCUUAAUGCUACGCUAGGCUAACCUUCUGUAGCAAAUUUUAAAAAAAUGACUUCCCAAAAUAUCAAACUAUUUUCUAAACAUGUGCAUUUAUACAUUUUCAAAAUGCCAAAUUACCAACAAAACUGGACAGUUUGUGUGACAUCAGUACAAAGGGUCCCAGGCUUUUGUAGGGACUUUUUUUUAUAAUACUGGAUCAGAUUACAUCGUCCCACUAUUUUUGUCACUGUGCUUUCUGAACUGCCGUCACUUGUUGAUUUUGUGAACCAUGUACAUAAUACAGCACAAUACAUGACGUCCUUGUUUCUUUCAGAGUGCAUGUUGUACUGAGGACUGGGUCGUGGCUGCAGAUCUCAACUCUGGAUCCUCCUGGGAUUUGAUGUACAUACUGUAACUGUGCACAUUUUCUCUGGGCUCACAGUAAUGUCAGCUAUGUUGUCAACAGUGUUCUGCUCAGUGAUUUCUGGCCUCGCUGUUCUGUUUUUGUUAGCCUUUACACAACAUUAUCAUUUCCUAUUUGUGACAGUAAAUAUAAAACACAAAAUCACA